Molecule: messenger RNA, 3049 nt
Organism: Linum trigynum
Lineage: Eukaryota; Viridiplantae; Streptophyta; Magnoliopsida; Malpighiales; Linaceae
Source: the annotation of a GenBank genome assembly
GAAUAAUAUGAUAGGAGUAUUCACAAUACAUAUAAGAAAAUAGUGUGAAAACGCUUUGGAAAAAAAAAAAAUAAUAGUGUGAAAACGCUCAAUACAUAUUAUGAAUAUGUCUAUGGUCAAAUGGUGUUGUGUCAAUAUUUGUGCGGCUAUGUUAUUAUAUAGAAAAAUCAAAUUUCGAAUUAUGUGGAUAAUGGAUCUCAUCACAAUAAACAAAAUAAUUUAAAAAUGAUUUUAUGAAGAAAAUACAAAAUCAAGAAAACAAAAACAUAGAUGCACCACAGCCUAGAAGAAUUGAUUGCCUUGCCCUUGACCCAAGUUCAUUUUUACUCCUUUUCUAAAUUAUGGGAGUUGGUGGAAUAGCGAGGAUUGACUAUUGACCAGCAGCUCCUUACAUAUUGAUCCCUUUAGUCUUGUCCAUACUCUAGGCUGCUGGCUCACUCAUUUUGCAGCUAGUCAACAACGACAGUGAAGAGCUUGGGAAAAAGAUAGGGGUGAAAUGGCGGUGAAGGUGUACGGUUCAGCCUAUGCUUCCCCGAAGCGAGUAAUCGUGUGCCUUAUUGAGAAGGGAAUCGAGUUUGAGACUGUCCCAAUCGAUCUCGUCAAGGGAGAGCACAGACACCCAGACUUCCUCAAACUGCAGCCGUUUGGAUCGGUGCCUGUGAUUCAAGAUGGAGACUACACUUUGUAUGAAUCGAGGGCGAUCAUAAGGUACUACUCAGAGAAGUACAAGUCGCAGGGGACUGAUCUGCUUGGGAAGACCAUAGAGGAAAGAGGGCUGGUUGAGCAGUGGCUGGAAGUUGAGUCACAGAACUUCCACCCACCUAUCUACAACCUGACCCUUCACGUCAUGUUCGCCUCUGUUCUGGGCUUCCCAGCUGACGAGCAGCUCAUCAGGGAGAGCGAGGAGAAGCUUGGGAAGGUGCUGGACGUCUACGAGGAGAGGCUGUCGAAGAGCAAGUACUUGGCUGGGGAUUUCUUCAGCCUUGCUGACCUUAGCCACCUCCCAUUCACGCAGUACUUGGUGGGUCCAAUCGGGAAGGAGUACAUGAUUCGGAGCAGGAAGCAUGUGAGUGCAUGGUGGGAUGAUAUCAGCAGCAGACCUUCUUGGAAGACGGUUCUUCAGCUUUGAGAUAGCAAAAAAAUGGCUACACUCCUGAUGGGAUCUUGAAUGUUUUGCGGGGUUAUGGAGAUGCUUCUCUACUUGUGUUAUAAGGUUCCUAAGUAAUAAUGAUGCCGUCGAGGUUGUAGGCCAUGUGAUGGUGCUCUUUAUGUGGUUUGGACUUCUGUGAUUGUGUGCCAAUAAUAAGUGAAACCUUGUUGUGUUGUCUUUGUAACAAUAUAUCUUUUGGGCUCAUUGUUUUGCGCGUAUGGUUCCACUUUUUCUGUUCUAGCUCUUGCAUUAGAAGGAUGUGUGAUCAGGAAAUCUUGGAAUACCUUGAUUCUGUUUAUCUAGAGUACCUCUUAUAGCACGAGAUAUAGAGGCUAAUUUGUAGCAUAUACCAUUUAACUCUUUUUUUAUUUAUUUACGAAAGGUAACCAUAUAUUGAUUAAAAACAUCGAUAGUUACAUACUGGAACACAGUCAGGGUUGUUAAUCAAAUGAUUGACUCAUAGUCGGGUACAAUGAAAGGGCCUUUCUAGCCGCCAAAUGGGCUACCCUGUUACUACGCCGACCUACAAAUCGAACACGAAAACCAGUAUGGGAACAAAAUAGUGCACAAUUUCUUCUAGAAUAGCUCCCAUCCUGUUAUCUCUAGUAUCAACAUGAUUAAUCUUCUCGAUAACCACCUUGGCAUCACUUUCAAAGCACAUGUCUGUGAAUCCGCGGGCUAGGCACCAUAAAAUAGUAUCCCGGAGAGUAAGCAACUCAACUACCAUAGGAUCAUCAAUUAACGAAAACUGGACCCCAUUAACCAAAAGGAUUUCCUUAGCGUGUUUCAAAAUGAACAUCCCGCAUGACGAGUGGGACCCACUCCUUGUUGCCCCAUCCCACAUGCAAAUCGUCGACCUAGCCACCCCAUGACCCAAAGGAUAUUGCACUGGGACAGAAGGUUGCAGAACUCGGUCCAUCGACAAUCUGAACCACUCCUCAUACUGCUGAUUAAAUUGUCACAUUAAGGCAGGUAUCCCGAACUGUUUGCCUGAGACCACCCAGUUACGGGACAGUGACAAACGCCAUAAGCAGAGAAGGCGGAUGUACAAGAGACAUCAACCUUUUUAAAAAAGCGGGAAAGUAUGACGAUGAAACCCUUGCCCAAGAUACUCCAAACCGGAAAGGUCCCAUAGUGCGCGAGCCACUAGGCAAUCUAAAAACAAAUGUUCCAAUGUUUCAGAAGAAGCCCAUCAAACUGGGCAUCUGUGGAGCACAUAGAUAUCAUUUUCAAUUAGGGAUUACGUAGUUGGAAGGAUUCGGUUAAAUAUUUGCCCGACAAACACUUUCAACUUGGGAGGAAUAAUAGCCUCCCAUAACCGAAUCCAACUGGCACUAUCCAUCGAACUUGCCAUGGACCGCCUAUGACCCCUCCGCCUAUCGAUUAAUACUGCAAAAUGGUAGGAUGACUUAACCGUAAACACCCCAUCAACAUUAUCAUUCCAAACAAGCCUAUCCUCCACAUUCUGGCGAGGAAGAGGAAUAGCCUUUAUGGCCUGACAGGUUGGCGGGUCAAACCACUAGCUAAGCUUUUUUGCCUCACACUAGCGCCCCUCCUCUGGAUAGAUAAUCUCCGCUACCUUCGGUCCCUCCUCGUCGGAGAGCACAAGAGGGUUAAAUACAGGGGAGGAAGGAUGUGAUUGAGGUAUCUAGUUGGAAUUAAGUAGAGGCGCAGUCUUCCCAUUACCAAUUUGCCAGCGUAAUCCCAUUUCUAAUAAUUGCCGGCCAUAAAGGAUACUCUGUCACCCCCAAGAGGGGCGGGAGCGAGCCGUAGCCUUGAGGAAGGUGGUAUGAAGAAAAUAUUUCCCUUUGUAAACCUGGGCUAGGAGGGAUUGGGGAUCAGUAAGGAUACGCCACCCAAUUUUAGCCAAAAGAGCCUGAUUAAAAUGAUCGAAGCGAC